CCAGUUUAAAGUCGGCUCUGUCCGUCACUGAAGGGUUAAACUGGGAGUUUGCAGUAGUCUCUCCUUUCUGUCCACGGCAUUUAGGGGAAAACAUCUGACUCCUGCUCGUUUUCCCGAAGCUGUGUGUGAUUUUACUCCAUUUCCGAGGCAUCACGGGAGCGACCAUCCCCGUUCGGACCGCGGGCUUCCACCAUCUCCGUGCGCUUUUCUAACAGCCUCUUUACACAACCUAUUCAGCCAGUGUAGCCUCUGGAGCUGGUCCUAAAGAAAAACAACAAGGAAAGCAUGUGUGGGUGUUGAGAGUCAUCUGCUCUGUUGACCUCGCUGACCCCAGAACACAGAGCUGCUGUCUUUUUGACCCCAGACUGUCCACUUGUCCAGUUGAGGCUCACUCCGCACCAUGUCCGCAGAGGUGGAGAACAGCGCGCCCGUCCACGCUGAUCCCAGUGUCGCCUCGCCGUCUGCAGCCUCGUCCUGCGACUCCCCUCCAAACUCACCUGCGACAACCCCAUCCAAGGCCGCGUUCAAGAAAGAGAAAAAGAGAUUUCCUGAAAAGACAGAUGAGUACCUGCUGGCCAGGUUUAAAGGAGAUGGUGUGAGGUACAAGGCCAAGCUAAUCGGCAUUGACGACGUCCCAGAGGCCAGAGGAGACAAGAUGUGCCAGGACUCUAUGAUGAAACUGAAGGGCAUGGCAGUUGCCGCUCGGUCUCAAGGUAAACAUAAACAGAGGAUCUGGGUCAACAUUUCCAUGUCGGGCAUUAAGAUCAUUGAUGAAAAAUCCGGGGUGAUCGAGCAUGAACAUGUGGUGAAUAAGAUCUCCUUCAUUGCAAGAGAUGUGACGGAUAACAGGGCAUUUGGAUAUGUUUGUGGAGCAGAAGGACAGCAUCAGUUCUUUGCCAUAAAGACUGCACAACAGGCAGAGCCCCUGGUCAUUGACCUGAAAGAUCUCUUCCAGGUCAUCUUUAACAUGAGGAAGAAAGACUCACAGGCCUCGCAGAAAGAAACAAAAGGUGAAAAUGGCAGUACGGUAGUUGAGAAUGGAGGUGACGCCUUGCUAAGUAUGGAUGAUGCAAAAACUGCCCAACCAGUGGAGCAGCUUGACCUUUUUGGAAACAUUACGACCCCCCCAGACAUCCAGGCUCCAAAUGACGCUAAUGAUAUUCUCUUGCUGGACUUUUCUGCUGAAGUUGACAGUAAUCAGAACUUUAUAAAGGGAAAUUCCUUUGUUACUUCCUGUGCCCCUAACCAAAGGGCAUCUCUCCAGACAGAGAAUCCCUUUUCUACAACAUUUGGCUAUUUUCCAACUCCAGACAGUGACCCGUUUAGAGAUGACCCCCUUUCCAAGUCACCCACUCAGUCCAUCCAUAAUUCUUCACAGAUGUCCUUUAACACUACCAAUCACCUAAACAACGCUGCUGCUGACAACAUUAAUAAUACAAUUAUUAACAGUGUUUUAAACGUAGACUCUGAUCAUCUCAGUCAGCAAAUAAAUGGUUUAACCAGUAAGACAAUGAUCCACGCUCUCAAUAAUGGCCACUGGCCGUUAGGAGGCAAGAUACCUCAAAACAACACAAUUACCAUGAUGGAUGGAAAUGAUUCUGGACCGGCUCUCUCAACCAGAAACCCAUUUUUUGGCACAUCUUUGAAAACGUCCUCUGUCGCUAAUGGCAUAUCUCAUGACCCGCAACCCCCAGUGACUCAUAGCAAGGAUUCAGUUGUCCUAAACCCACCUCCGCAGAGCUCUAAGGCUGGACGAGGUCGAAGGAGCACAAAGUCUACAGCAAGUGACCUAUUUGGAGCAGACCUGUUUGCUGCUCCAGCUCAGUCUGAAGGGUCAUCUGUUCCAGGUGACCUUUUCAACAGUACACCUGCUAACUCCACUCCAUCCUCCAUAGCUGCUCUGGGAAAUCUACAGUUAGGCCCUCCAGCUCCAGCUCCCUGCACCACCAGUGUCCAUGCUACAGGCAUGUGGGGAGCACCCACUGUUGCCCCAUCCAUGUUCACCAUGCCAGGAAUGAUGCCUCCAGGUCCAAGGCCUGCCUACCCUCAGCCAUCUGCCUUUGGUGGUCUACCCAUACCACCCACAGCAUGGGGCCAGCAAAUCCCAGUUCCGUUUAACCCUCCUCUUUCCCCACCCCACCUAGACUGGGGUCAGCCUCCACCAGGUGGUGCGCCUGGUGCUCCAGGUUGGGGUCAGCCCUCCACUAAUCCUUUCCACGCUGGCCCUUUCGCUGCAAUGGGGGACCAGCAAGGUCCAUCACGCCCUGCUCCUAGACCUCCUGCUAAGGAGGCUCCUCCAAAGGUGCAAAACAGUGCCUUCACAGCUUUGGACCCCCUUGGAGAUAAAGAGAAGAAGACUGGAAAGGAUAUGUUCAAGGACUUCCAGCUGGCCAAGCCCCCCGCCAUCCCAGCGAGGAAAGGGGAACAAGUUUCCAACUCUGCUCCUGCACCCAGCAGCAACGAAGGGGGUGCGUUUGAUCAGUACUUUUCCAGUAAAGUGGGGGUGGCUCAGGAUGCUGCAGAUCAUGAUGACUUUGAUAUCAGUCAGAUUUCAUCAACUGCUAAUGAUGCUCCCAAACCAACACCUGUUCCGGCUGCAGCCCCAGCUCCAAGCCUUAACCCAGGCCUUCUGGAAGCUGCCUUCUCUCCAGCUCCCACAGCAAACAAUUCAGCACCAGCCCAGGGGCAAGGCGUCAGUCAGGACAUGUUUGAUGAAGCAUUUGGAGCUCCAAAUUCAAGUCCAUUUGGACCACCGCCUGUUGCUGUGAGCGCUCCAGUUGGUCAGAGCUCUGGUUCAACAGCUGCCUUUGGGGAUCCUUUUGGAAACCCUUUUGCUUGACCAUAAACUUGUACAAUUGACAUUGAGUAAAUGAAGAUAUUCACAUGGAACACCAUCUUUAGGACAAGUUGCUGCAAAGUGCUCAAGUUGCUGCAAAGUGCUCAAGACAAUCCCAAUAAUGAACUCUUUUUCAUAAUUGUCCUACACUUUUCUACUUCCACUCCUGAUGUCUUUGUUUUUGCAUCUAAUCAGUAGUUUCGUAUUGCUGAAGACCACUGAUCUAGAAGAUGAAGUCAUGAUCUGCUGAAGGAAAGAACAUGUGUGAUAGAAGGAAUGUCCAAGGAAGUUAACUGCUGAUGCUGUCUGUACUAAAGAAAUAAAAUAAUUAAAUCACA
Messenger RNA from Sphaeramia orbicularis (orbiculate cardinalfish), 3174 nucleotides. RefSeq names its product DAB adaptor protein 2 (gene dab2). Bases 401 to 2839 code for a protein of 812 amino acids. Gene Ontology annotation, biological process: positive regulation of epithelial to mesenchymal transition; negative regulation of canonical Wnt signaling pathway; receptor-mediated endocytosis. Lineage: Eukaryota; Metazoa; Chordata; Actinopteri; Kurtiformes; Apogonidae. The record is from RefSeq and is a predicted model, not a curated record. The transcript has 16 exons. Gene Ontology annotation, molecular function: clathrin-cargo adaptor activity; cargo receptor activity. Gene Ontology annotation, cellular component: clathrin-coated pit; cytoplasm; intracellular membrane-bounded organelle.